CUGAAAAGGAACGUUCUUUCUUUGACAGCAAGCAGGCUCUGCUCAACAUGACUUACAAAAGCAAAUGAACCUAAACUAAAAAAACUAGAGAAAGAUAUAUGUAGAAAUCAAGGCUUUCUUUCAUUUCUCUUACUUUGCCUGAAAUUUGUACAAAACAAUUUUAAUUAUUGUUUUAAGCAAUUAUAUUUUUGGACUGAACACUACAAUGCUUGUUCACACAUCUUAUUUCAGUAUACUUGCAUACCUUUGUGCCAUCCUGUGGGGGGACAGGACUUACGCCAUGCGUGUUUUAAGUGGUCAAAAGGUUUGUUAUGCAGAUUAUAAACAUCCCUGCUACAAGAUUGCUUAUUUCCAAGAUGUAUCAACGAGGGUCGGCUUUCAGGAGGCACGCAAAUUUUGUGAAAGUGAUGGCGGUGCUCUUUUGAGUAUUGAAAGUGAAUCCGAACAAAAGCUCAUUGAAAGAAUGUUACAAGACCUCACAAAUUCCGGAGAUGGGAUUUCUGAUGGGGAUUUUUGGAUUGGACUUUGGAGAAAUCUAGAAUCAAUGAGUUCAUCUGGUGCAUGUCCAGAUCUUUACAAAUGGGCUGAUGGAAGCACUUCUUCAUUUAGAAACUGGUAUGCUGAUGAACCCUCAUGCGGGAGUGAAGCUUGUGUCGUAAUGUAUCAUCAGCCUACUGCAAAUCCCAGUAUUGGGGGACCCUACCUUUAUCAAUGGAAUGAUGACAGAUGUAAUAUGAAGCACAAUUUCAUUUGCAAAUAUGCUCCAGAAUCCUUUUUUACGGUGACAACAGAAAAAACAUUUGUAACGGCAAAACCGGAAGAUUCAUCUCAUGUAAUGGUUGCAGAAGCAGGUAUAAUGCCAAAUUUAAUUUAUGUUAUAAUACCAACCAUACCAUUACUCUUGCUGAUACUAGUAGCUUUUGGAACCUGCUGUUUCCAGAUGAUGAAUAAAAGCAAAGAAAGAUCAAAAACCAGCCCAACACAAUCUACACUAUGGAUUUCAAAGGCCCCAAGGAAUGAGAUCAGUAUGGAAGUUUAACAAUGCAAUGACUCAUAUCACUAGAAUACAACAAAAUAUAUCAAAUUUUACUUUCUGGUUCACUAAGCUUGAGCAUCGGCUUGGAAUGACUUACAAUAUGCAUCAGAAUUCAGUUCAGCAAGAAUUUCAGGCUCCCCUUGAGGCACAGUUUAUGAACGUUUUUAUAAUACUCCUGUAUGAUUCAUAGUUAAACAAAAAUGUGUGUCUUGCUACAUUAAAAACAAACUAUGCUUAUUUUGCUGGUGGAAACUUUGGAAUAACAAUAUAGGAAAUGAACUCUCUCUUACAAUUUAUAUGGAGAAAUGUUAUGUAUGUUUGACUUUGUUUGCAAUAAGAAUGGUAGAUUUUCUUAAUUUUUCUCUUGUAUUGUAUUUUUUGAUGUAUUUUAAAUUGUAUUGCUAUGGAUAUGUACUGUAUAAAAACUAAUUUAUCUUUGCAUAAAGGUUUGAUAGAAAAGAAA
This is a messenger RNA of Bombina bombina (fire-bellied toad), 1499 nucleotides long. It is a transcript of the gene CHODL, whose product is annotated as chondrolectin. Bases 206 to 1039 code for a protein of 277 amino acids. Gene Ontology annotation, biological process: positive regulation of axonogenesis. The transcript is spliced from 6 exons. NCBI's taxonomy places the organism in Eukaryota, Metazoa, Chordata, Amphibia, Anura, Bombinatoridae. The record is from RefSeq and is a predicted model, not a curated record. Gene Ontology annotation, cellular component: cytoplasm.